Molecule: messenger RNA, 898 nt
Organism: Dimorphilus gyrociliatus
Lineage: Eukaryota; Metazoa; Annelida; Polychaeta; Dinophilidae
Source: the annotation of a GenBank genome assembly
GAGUAGGCCUAAAGCAUCAAAGGUAGCACUCCCAUUUCUAAGGUCAACUUGGUUUUAGGUCAUUUAUUUUUCAUUAGACAUCAUGUGUAUGCUCUUUGUCUACUUUUGUAAUGAUCCAUCGUCUGAAGACGGUUAUAGCGUAAUUAUUGCAAGUAAUAGAGAUGAAGUUAUAACAAAACCAACACUUAGUGCCAAUUUUUGGUCGGAUUAUAGUGAUUGUAUUGGAGGAAUAGAUGAAAUGGGAGGUGGUACAUGGCUUGGAGUAUCAAAACGAGAAAGAAUAGGUGUUCUAUUAAACAUUUCCUGUGAACCAGAUUUAACGAAACCUACUAGAGGAACACUUGUUAAAGAUUUUGUAACUGGUUCAGAUGAUAGUUGUGUAUAUCUCGAAAAAUGCUCAAAGAAGAGAGCAAAUUAUAAUCCAUACCAUUUGAUUCUUCUAGAAAAGGAAAAUAAGAUUUGGAGAAGCUUCUAUCAAAAUAAAGAAAUGGAAAUUCCUUUCUUAAAUUUACAACCUGGCUAUCAUGUUUUCGGCAAUUGUCCGGAUAAUAAGCCAUGGAAAAAAAUAGAAUACGGGAGAAAAUUGUUUCAAAAUAUAGUAGAAAAGUAUAACAAUGUGAAACAGAGAGAUGACUUGAAAGCUCAACUAUUGAAUAUGUUAUCAGAUUCUAAAAAGAAUUUACCUGAUCAAGCACUUUACAACCAAUUAAGUCAUGUGAAAGAUCCAUCGUGUUAUAGUUCUAUUAGAGUAAAAAUUCCGGAAAGCUCUUAUGGAACGAGAACACAUACCAUUGUUUUGGUCGAUAAAAAAGGAAAUUUUCAUUAUGAAGAAAAAACAAUGACUGAACCAAUUGACCUUCAAAAUCCAAAUUGGAUAACUUCACAUUUUGAUUUUUAA